UUCACCCCCGGCACAACAAAGAGGCCGCACAAAACCCUCCUCUCUGAUUCUCCAAAGCGGCGGCGCGGUGGGCAUGGACGGUGUCGGUAUGGCGACACCGCCGGAGGCCAACACUUCGCCCGCGCCCAACGGCGGCGGCUGCGGCGGGAUAAGGGUCGAGAAUUGCUACGUCUUCAAGAGCAGGCUGCAGGAGUACGCGCAGAAAGCCGGCCUCAUGACGCCGGAGUACCAAACCCUCAAGGAGGGGCCUUCCCAUGAGCCAAUCUUCAAGUCCAGCGUGGUGAUUAACAACGUCAAGUACGACUCGCUACCCGGGUUCUUCAGCCGCAAGGCUGCAGAGCAGUCGGCCGCCGAAGUUGCGCUCAUGGAAAUCGGCAAGUCUGUGGCGUUACCAACCAAUGCAACCAUCCCGGCAGUCCAAGAAACUGGUCUGUGCAAGAAUCUUCUUCAGGAGUAUGCUCAGAAGAUGAAUUAUGCUAUUCCAUCUUAUACUUGCAACAAACAAGGUCCAUACAUAUGCACCGUAGAGAUUGGUGGAAUACAAUACAUUGGUGCUACAGCACGGACAAAGAAAGAGGCAGAGAUAAAAGCUGCCCGAACUGCUCUUCUUGCAAUCCAAGUUGCAGGCCAAUCAGAGGGUUGUGCAAAUGGUACCACAAAAUAUAUUGUUGUGCCUGGCAAAAGGCAAGGUAAGGAGAUCGAGAAAAAGCCUGUUGAAACUCCAAAAUCACUUAAGACCAAGAAAGGUGGUUUCAAGAAGCAACGGAACAAGAAUAAAUUCAUCAAGAAGAAUGGCCAAGAAGUUAACGAGGAAAAGGAUGAAACUGGAGUGCCCGGAGAUGCUCAUCAUUCUGAUGUCCCUGUGAAGCCAGCUGUAACAACAGAAGAUCCAUUGACCAACACUGUAAUGAUGCAACCUGAUGAAGCUGGGCCAUUCGAACAUGAACCGACCGGUGACACUGCAAUGCUGCAACCUGAUGAAGACGCUUGGCCAUCCGAACAUGAACCGACCGGUCACACUGCAAUGCUGCAACCUGAUGGCGAAGCUACAAAAGUGGAACAGGAGCAACUCAGUGACACAGCAAUGCUGCAACCUGAUGAUGAAGGUGGAAGAGUAGAACAUGAGCCACUCAGCAACGCUCCAAUGGUGCUACAUAAUGAGGAAGCUAGAAAUGUAAAGCAGGAAGCACUCAUCGGCACUGCAAUGCCCCAACCUCACGUGGAAGAUAGAAGAGUAGGAGCAGAGCCACCUAGAGAUGCUGCAAUGGUGCAACCUAAUGAUGAAGCUAGAUGCAUAAAGCAGGAGCUACUAAUUGACACUGCAAUGCCUCUCCCCAACGAGGAGGCCGGAGCAGCUGCAAAUCCUGUGCCAUUGAGUGACUCCAUAACAGCGCAACCUAAUGCAGAGACUACAAAUAUAAAUGAGUCACCGAGGAAUGCAGCAUCAGCGCAACAUAAUGAAGAAGCUAGGACCGUAAACCAGGAGCCACCCAGCAGUGCUUCGCUGCUGCAGCCAAAGGAACCCAGAGUCGAGAUCGGUGAAUUUGUUUCUGAAAACAAGGACCAAACUCUGGGAGAUGCAUCUCGUGAGGCAAAUAGGUCCAUCGAAGAUAUGCCAGAAAAGUGCUCAGAUAAUUCAUCUGCUUUUACAAGCGUGGAAUAAUAUUUGCUGUUUGAAUCAAAAUGCAAUGGCCUUCCAAUUUUACAUCUUGAUUUUGCAAACUAGUAAAACCUGAAUAGCUGGUUUCUCAUUUUAGAAAUAUAAUUGCAUAACAGAUGGAUGUACGUGGACCGACCGAGGUCGGUUGGUGGUCCAUGUUGGCCAUUAGUUAUUAGGAAACUUGCAUGCCUGAUGGUAUGAUCUUGGAUCCAUGGAUGAUGUAUCUCAAGUUGCUUAUCUGAUCAAUGAACUAUUAGUGAACUAUUAUUAGUUAAUAGUCGGUGUUUGUUAUCAGCA
Molecule: messenger RNA, 1957 nt
Organism: Triticum dicoccoides
Lineage: Eukaryota; Viridiplantae; Streptophyta; Magnoliopsida; Poales; Poaceae
Product: double-stranded RNA-binding protein 8-like
Exons: 4
Coding region: 74-1663 (529 amino acids)
Biological process (GO): regulation of gene expression; RNA processing
Cellular component (GO): nucleus
Molecular function (GO): double-stranded RNA binding; ribonuclease III activity
Source: RefSeq, a predicted model, not a curated record